Messenger RNA from Podarcis lilfordi (Lilford's wall lizard), 5270 nucleotides. The record is from the annotation of a GenBank genome assembly. Lineage: Eukaryota; Metazoa; Chordata; Lepidosauria; Squamata; Lacertidae.
AUGGAGCAGAGCUUGUUUCUUGGUAAUCGAAGGCCACGUCUGCUUCAGGUCUGGCUACUUACAUUCUGUGUUCUGCUUUGCCUCAGGACUGGAGGUAAGUAUUGCCUCCAUCCCCCAUCCCAGAAGUGGCGAAAGAAGAAUAAACCACUGUUUUAGAUAGGUUGACUCUAUUAGUAGCAGGAGAGAUAUACUUUGGGGUGGUAGGGAGGAAAUGCCUUCUGCCAUAAGUUUGCAAUAAUUCAGUGUUAUGGUACAUGCUUUCAUGCAGAAAGCCCCAGGUUAAUCUGUUAGCAUCUCCAGUCCGAAGGUUUCAGGAAAAGAGGGUGGGACAUCCUGAGACUCUGGGAACAAUAAUGGGGCAAAAUGGACAGGUAGCCUGAAAUGCUGGAAGGCAGCUCUGUAUGUAUGUAGGAGUUAAUCAGGCUGCCCGACGCCUGGUAUAUGUGUAGUGGUGGUGUUGUGGUCUAAACCACUGAGCAUCUUAGGUUUGCCGAUUGGAAGGUUGGCGGUUUAAAUCCUUGUGGUGGGUUGAGCUCCCAUUGCUCUGUCCAAGGUGUUGCCAACCUAGCAGUUUAAAAACACACCAGUGCAAGUAGAUAAAUAGGGCUGAGCUUAGAGCUCAUUGCAGGACAGAGUUAAGCUUCCAUUGAGGGAGAAAGCUGCUUUUCUUCUGGGAGCGCCAUCUUUGGAAAAAAGAGGAUUCCCUUGUCUGGGUGGAAUGUGUUGCUAGAUUAAGGGCACAGGAGCAUGCUAUGAAUCUGCAUAGAGUUUUCUCAUCCUCAGAGGUGUAAAUUUUGUCCGACUUUCCAUGGGGAAAAGAAUCCUACCUCUCUAGGAUCUAUUCUGACAGCUAUGUGUGCCCACAGCAUUUUGGUGGGUUGGGAUAUUGAAAAUCUUUUGGUCCCAUCCCAAAUUAAAGAAAGGGGUCUCGCUUGGUACUAUGCUUUGCAGUACAUCCAGGAAAGAGAAUUGAUAUAAAUGAGGGAAGUGGUAGGAGUCCCGGGCUUCAGACUCCUUGUCUACCUCCUAAUGAAGCCCCAGAUUUGGUGACCGAUGGGUGAAGGUGAUGCUUUCAUGGAUAAACAGUAAAACAAAUUUUUGUGCCUCCUACAGCAGAUGCUGUAAAAUGCAGAAAAUGCAUGCCAACAGGUCAUGACAAGCCAUGUGGAUCAAAGUCAAAGACAUGUGAGGGGCCAUUCUGUGUAAUGACAGAAAGAUUGUCAGGUAAGGAGGCUUUUCUGUCUAUGUUCCUCCUUUUUUAUGAUGUGACUAGGAUUUGCCUCUUCUGUGCUCUGGUAACCUCUUCAUUUCUCUGAUGAAAAUGGGACUAUCCGAUUCCACAAUGGUAAUUAUACUAUUUAUACCGCACACAUCUUACUGGGUUGCCCCAGCCACUCUGGGCAGCUUCCAACAUGCAUAAAAACAUAAUAAAACAUUAAACAUUUUUUUAAUAAAAAAAAUCUUCCCCAUAUAGGAUUGCCUUCAGAUUGCUUGGGAGUCCUCCAUACCCUCCAACAUUUCUCCAAUGAAAAUAGGCACAUCCUAAGAUAAAGUGGGGCAUUCCAGAAUCAAAUCAGAAACUGGCUUCUCUAAAUCAGGGACGUCCCUAGGAAGUAGGGACACUUCCAGUGUCCGCUAGUUUAGACUACUGCAGUGCAUUAUACGUGGCGCUGCCUUUGAAGACAAUUAGGAAAAUGCAGCUGGUCCAGAAUUCAGUGUGGGGAUGUUUAGGAUAGUUGGCAAGGAAAUAUUUCUUAAGUAUUAUCCUUCCUUUGCUCAUGCUAGUUAGUGAUGUAGCAGAGCAAAUCCCCUUCUGUACUCAUGGAAGCUAGUUGAUAGAUUCCUUUGAAUCUCUACAAACUGACUAACCCAAUGUGGUUUGCUCAGAUGGAUUAUUUCUGGUGUCUCCUUUUCUCCCUCUUAAAAUACAAUAAAUACUCACAAGUCUGUCUUUAAAAGUAUAACAAUAAUUUUACUCACAAGUUGUUCACAGUACACAUCCUGGAAGGCAGCCUUUAAGCUUCAGGUUACAAACAUACAACGUGGCUUACAUCCUUUGUGAGGAUGGGCACAAGUGCUGCUGGCUGAGAGCCAGCAGCCAACAAAAUGGAGGGGACUGAACUGAGAGUUGAAUCGAACAAAACUGAGACAAAAUGGCUGCUUGACUCUCCCCAUAAACAGUAUUGACCUCCUGGACCCUGCAAUCAUCCUCUGAGGCCCUUCUCUGUGUGGUUCCUCUACAGGAAAUCUGGAGGGUGGCAAUACGAGAACGACCCAUUUCUGAAGUGGCCCCCUAUUUGUGGAAUGCUCUUGCCAGAGAGGCUCUCCUGGCACCAUCAAUAUACAGUCGUACCUCGGGUUAAGUACUUAAUUCGUUCCGGAGGUUCUUAACAUGAAACUGUUCUUAACCUGAAGCACCACUUUAGCUAAUGGGGCCUCCUGCUGCCGCCACGCCGCUGGAGCAUGAUUUCUGUUCUCAUCCUGAAGCAAAGUUCUUAACCUGAAGCACUAUUUCUGGGUUAGUGGCGUCUGUAACCUGAAGUGUAUGUAACCUGAAGCGUAUGUAACCCGAGGUACCACUGUAUAACUUUAGACGCCAUGUAAAAACAUCCCACUCCUCCCAGACCUUUGGCUAAUUAAAAAAUCUAUGAAUUUAAAAAUGUGGGAGGGGGUAUUGUUUUCGUUCGUUAAUAUGCUAUGUAUGUUUGUGUUUUUAUAUUGUAAGGCACUCAGUGAUCUUUGGACGAAGGGUGGUAUAGAGACUUAAUAAAGAAUGAGAAUGAGUAGAAGAACAAGAAUAAGAAUAAUCAUGAGCAGAUCAGGAUGAAUGCUCAAUAAAUGGAAGAGCCCAAAGUUUUGCUAGUUCAUAAUAAAAUUACUGUACAUAAUAAAUUUACUACAGCAGUUCUGAUUUUCUGGUCAGGCUCUGAAUUCUCUUGGUAAGGUAAGGAGUAACAUCUUUUAACAAAUUGGUUCAUGGACAAAUUGACAGAGCUGUCCUUUCCUUGUCAAAUAUUGUGCAAUGCUUGACAAGUGCAAAGUUGCAGCAGAAAUAAGAGAAACACUGGGCAUUUCCAACGAAUGGAGCAUUAGAAAGCUUUCCCCCCACCUCCAUUUUGAACACAUGGAUUCAAUUUUGCAGCUGGGGAGAUUCCUAAACAUAUCACUGCAAGACAGACUGUGCAACAACCUUCCAGCAGAACUGGAAGAGCUGCUUCAUUAGAAUCUUGAAUGCCAGCUAUAGUCUUCUAUUAAGCUGCAUUACGUAGAGGGACCUUGCUCAAGAAGAUGAAAUGUUGGAGAGGGACAGGAAAAGUGAGGUUUCUGCUUCAAGGAACUAACUGGCAUGUCACUUGGAAAGUAGCCUAUUUUUCAGUCUGAAGGAAAGGUAUUUGGGAUUUAUCCUAGGCAACAGUGGUGGAGAUUCUGAGAUUUAAGGGUUUGUUUUAUUUAGACAUGUAUUUUGCAUAUGUUUUAACUUUAUUUUAUUUUAAUGUUGACACUUUAGUAAUUUUAGAAGGGGGGGUCAGUUUUAGGUAUGCAUUUUUCAGUGGAGCUUAAAAUGGAAUUUAUUUCAAUGUGCUGUGAACUUUGUCUUUUCUUUUUGUAUGAACUAUGUGUUAGGAUUGUCCUACUCAUGUGUAGGACCCUGGUAGAGACACAGGCCCGACUGGCAUGUUCUCUCCCUCCUGGUCUGUCGGGAGCUUCAAAAGCUUUCUCCAGCCCAAACAUCACCAUACCAAGUGGCAUUAGCACGCUUAGGAACAGCAGGGUGUUAGCAGUUUGCUUUAACAAACUCCGUAGCAUAGCAUUUUGGCUAAACUACUUUUAUUUACAGAUAAUACACUUGGAGCAUUCUGACUUAGCUCCUUCCUCUUUCUCAUCAGACAGAAAAGAGAAAGAACAAAGGACAAUAGUCCCACAUCACGGAAACACAGUAACAUACACAUCCUGUCUCUGUCACUUCCCACACUGUGGAAUGAAAACAUACACCAUCAUGUGAUAGAAAACAAUCCCAUGACUGCAAACAUGGAGCAGGAAUCCUAACACUAUGGACUCCACUCAACAGUUAGCAUCAGCAUAAGCACUUCUCUUUCUCUCGCCAGGUCAAAACAAAAACUUGAAGAUCAUGAAAUUCUGUGGCAAAGCUGAGAAUAAAAAGCUCUGUGGAACAGAAACGAAAACAGGAGAAAAACUUAAAGUACAUUGCUGUGAAACCGAUUUCUGUUUUGACUGAUUUUACUGUUGUAUUCUUGUAUUGUUUUAACCCAUCCAGAAACCUCUUGGUAAAGGGUGGGCAGCCAAUCUUUCUCCUUCUCUUUCACUUUCUCCUUUGAAAGACAUAAUAUUAGAACAUUUCAUAUCCUUUGCUUUUGACGGAUGCCUGGUCUUCCUCCUGCAAACACAGAAAACAGAAAAAACACAGAGCAAACACAGAAAAGCAACAAACCCCACCCCGAGACUGUGAUUCUACCACUGCAACCACUAGUACACUACUCACAGUAAUGGAAAUAACAAUAACACUAAUAAUAAUAAAUUUGUUCCCCACUCAUCUUAAAUGUGUAGCCCCAUUUUAUGUACCCCCUUCGACUCAUGCUCCUGGUUUGAAAUCCUGCUCUUCAUCAGCCUGCCAGAUUGGCCAAUUGCAGGCUGGUGUAGAGAGGGAACAAUCAGGAUUCCCUCAGGUCCGCUCCUGGGGGAUUUAAAACAGCCCACGCCAGCCCCCGAUGUCCAGCAUUUCUUCAUUGGAUCAACCCACCCAUUUUGCAUGUGCAAAUUGAAUUGACCUUGCAAUGGCUGCGGAGGUCACUGUAUUGUUGGUGCCGGGUAGGAAUUUGUCUACCUGGGGAAUUGGCUAUGACCUGGAGGUUUUGCCUACCCUGUAGCAAUUGUCACAACUUUGGCGGUUUAGGCGUUGGGUAACCUUAACCUUGGUUGGAGGGGGGGUUGUACUCUGGCCUUCCCCUCCAGAAAUAGGGUAUGUGAUGGAGUUGCUUCUGUCCAUUUGCCCAGAAGGGGGUAGGGGCUUGGGCCUGUCCAUCAGAUUCUCAAUUCAUCUCUUCUUGAAGCUCAUGGAACCCCUCUGUUCUUCCCAACCCCUCCUUGGUUGGAGAGCUUGAAUAUUCUCUUUUCACUUUCCUGAACAUGGCCAUGUAAUUGGAACGUAGCAAAGCUUUUAAGUAAUUUGGACUGGUGGGAGUUCUAGGUGGCCAAUCAAGAUAGAGUUCAAUAAUGAUAGUUAAAAUUACUGCUAGUUUUGCAUGCAGGAA